This is a messenger RNA of Andrographis paniculata, 2127 nucleotides long. Its product is annotated as probable glycerol-3-phosphate dehydrogenase [NAD(+)] 1, cytosolic. Gene Ontology annotation, biological process: glycerol-3-phosphate catabolic process; carbohydrate metabolic process. NCBI's taxonomy places the organism in Eukaryota, Viridiplantae, Streptophyta, Magnoliopsida, Lamiales, Acanthaceae. Gene Ontology annotation, molecular function: glycerol-3-phosphate dehydrogenase [NAD(P)+] activity; NAD binding. The coding region runs from base 293 to 1687 and encodes 464 amino acids. Gene Ontology annotation, cellular component: cytosol; glycerol-3-phosphate dehydrogenase (FAD) complex. The transcript is spliced from 7 exons. The record is from RefSeq and is a predicted model, not a curated record.
AGCUUAGCUAUGGCCUAUGGCGCCUCUCUCAUCAAUCACAACUGCUUCCAUCAAUGCUCUCUCUCUCCUCUCUUUCUCUCUCUCUCACACAAUGAUCCAUACAUGUGUGUGUUUAUAUAAUGCCAAUUUGUUUGCUUGAAGGUUUCCAAGUUUAUAACAUUGAGAGGAUGCAGUAAAUCAUGCCUUUCUUCUGAUGGAAAUUUCUGGAUGUCUGUUAGAGAUUUGAAGUAAUCGACAAGAAAUUAGAGUAGUUUGGUGUUUUUGGUUGCUCAAAUUUUGAUAAUCUGUAAAGAUGGUUAGCAGCAUUGAUGUUAAUUCUUACUCAAACGGCUCUGCUUCGUCGAGCUCUUCCGGUGCAUCGGAAAAGCUUGAUGAGCUCCGGGGAAUUCUCGGCAAAGCUGCCGGAGAUCCUCUGAGGAUCGUCGGGAUCGGGGCGGGGGCGUGGGGCAGUGUAUUUGCAGCCAUGCUGCAAGACAGCUACGGCCAAUAUCGGGACAGGUUUCAGAUUCGGAUAUGGCGGAGGCCGGGCCGGGCUGUCGACAGGGCGACGGCUGAGCAUCUCUUUGAAGUGAUCAAUUCCCGGGAGGAUGUGCUGCGGAGGCUGAUCAGACGAUGCGCGUACCUGAAAUAUGUCGAGGCUCGGCUCGGCGACCGGACUUUAUAUGCAGACGAGAUCUUGAAAGAUGGAUUCUGUCUGAAUAUGAUCGAUACGCCUUUGUGUCCGAUGAAGGUUGUCACGAACUUACAAGAGGCGGUUUGGGAUGCCGAUAUUGUCAUCAACGGGCUGCCUUCGACUGAUACCCGUGAAGUUUUUGAAGAGAUUCGGAAUUAUUGGAAGGAAAGGAUCUCAACACCGAUCAUAAUUUCUUUGGCGAAGGGUAUCGAAGCUGAAUUGAACCCGACGCCACGAAUAAUCACUCCGACACAAAUGAUCAAUCAAGCGACCGGAGUCCCGAUAGAGAACAUUUUGUACCUCGGCGGGCCAAAUAUCGCAUCGGAGAUUUACAACAAGGAGUAUGCGAACGCGCGCAUUUGUGGGUCGGAGAAGUGGCGGCUGCCUCUCGCCAAGUUCUUGAGGCAGCCUCAUUUCAUCGUGUGGGACAACAGCGAUCUCGUGACGCACGAAGUCAUGGGAGGUUUAAAGAACGUCUACGCCAUCGGGGCCGGCAUGGUGGCGGCUUUAACGAAGGAGAGCGCGACGGGGAAAUCCGUGUAUUUCGCGCACUGCACGUCCGAGAUGAUAUUCAUUACGCAUCUUCUGACGGAGGAACCCGAGAGACUUGCCGGGCCGUUGCUUGCGGAUACGUAUGUGACCCUCUUGAAAGGCCGGAACGCGUGGUACGGACAAAUGAUCGCAGUCGGACAGCUGAGUUUGGACAUGGGCGAUAGUAUUAGCGGCAAAGGCACCAUUCAGGGAAUCUCCGCCAUUGAAGCGUUUUAUGAGCUCCUAAGCCAGCCGAGCCUGAACGUGUUGCACCCGGGAGCAAACAAGGCUGUCGCGCCAGUCGAGCUUUGCCCCAUCCUCAAGAUUCUCUAUAAAAUUCUCAUUACGAGGGAACAAGGGGCCGAGGCGAUUCUUGAAGCGCUUAGAGACGAGAACCUCAACGACCCGCGCGACCGUAUAGAGAUUGCGCAGAGUCAUGCCUUCUAUAGGCCGUCGUUGCUCUCUCGCCCACCCUUGCCGUGACUUGUCGCAACUCUAUUCGACUCAAUUCUACUAAGCUUAGCUCGGCUCGACUCGACUUAUACGAUACCAUACAUACAUAAAACUUUAUACGAUACAACAAUACUUACUCUGCUUGAUUUCCUUCUUUGGAUUUGCGAAUGCUCUCAAUUUCAAUAUUGUUGAUUGAUCAUUUUAUUACGGUGUUUUUUUUUUAUUUGUUUCGAUAAUUGUCGAUUUCUUUUAUUGAACUGCGAUUUAAACUAAUUAAGUAGGCGGAAGUUACAGAACAUUAUACUCCCUCCGUCUCAAACAAGGUGCAACAUUUACUUUUGGUAUGGUUUUUUAGGUGGGUAGUAUUAAGUAUGAUAAUUUAGAAAUUAGGUGAUGUAAUGUAGAGAGAAAUAUAUUUUUAAAUUUUUUAUUUGGAUGAUGUGAGUAAAUAAAGUGGGGGUAAUUAAUUA